AUGGAUUCAGGCGGCGGCGGACCCAAUAAUUCCCGGUACCAGCGAAAAUUGCCGUCGUCCGAUCGUCUCCUCGGCAUUUUCUCCACCGCUCACUCACAAUCCCAACCCUCUAUAUCCACCUCUGCUUCGACUUCCGCCGCCGAAGUUGAGCUCAGCGAGCACGACAUUUUUGACGCAUCCUCCGAUGCAAUUCAACACUCCACUCCUUCAACUUCAACUAGCCCGAACGCUAAUUAUCAUCGGUCCCCUAACCAUCUCUCCCACCACAAACAUUUCGGUAUCCUAGCCGCGUUGCCAGAGUCUGAGUCCCACGCGCAGGCUUUGCUCUCCGUUUCGUCAUCCUCCUCGUCUUCCUCCACGUCGUCGGCUCGUUUGAUUCCUACAAUUCCUAAACGGCCGCCGCCAGUGGAUCGGGUUAAAUAUCUCCAGUCCGCACCGGUGAAUGUUCCUGUAAUGUCAGCAGCAGCGCGCCGAAGAGGCAGGCAUUUCGAUGAUGUUGAUGAUGAUGUGGACGGUGGUGAGAUGUUACCACCGCAUGAAAUUGUUGCGUCGAGAAAGACACCAAUUUUGGCAUCCUCUGUGGUUGAGGGAGCCGGGAGGAAGUUGAAAGGGAGGGAUUUGAGGCAGGUCCGAGAUGCUAUUUUGCAGAAGACAGGUUUUCUUACCUGA
Solanum tuberosum (potato) is the source of this 669-nucleotide messenger RNA. RefSeq lists its product as uncharacterized. The record is from RefSeq and is a predicted model, not a curated record. The coding region runs from base 1 to 669 and encodes 222 amino acids. The transcript has a single exon. NCBI's taxonomy places the organism in Eukaryota, Viridiplantae, Streptophyta, Magnoliopsida, Solanales, Solanaceae.